AUGAAAACGCCUCGCUUAAAGCAGAUUCGGAAGCUAAUUAAAAGCCUGGAAAAAGCCGGAUACAGAGCCCCGUUUAACAUCCUCGCAGACCACGAGUUUCUUGCGGCGUACAACAAGUCGCAGAUGGGCGUGGCUGUCCUGGAGAAGUUCCUGCACGGGAAAAUACGCCUUUUCACCACGCUGUGCGAGUACAGGAGAUACACUGCGCUUGUGAAGGAUAAGGCCCUGAUUGGGCGGGUGGCUCUUAAGAAGUGCGCGCACAAGGAGGAGUUCAGGACGCAGGAGUGCCUUUCAGACGCGGUGGGCGACGGAAAUCCAGCGCACUACUUCCUGGCAGUCGCGGGCAAGCACAGGAGGCUGAAGGAGGAGAAGAAAGUCCCGGUGAUUUUCAUGCGCUCUGGCGUGCUGUGCCUGGAAAUAGGGGAGACGGAGGCUGCGGCCAUAGAGAAGAAAAGCGAGUCUGCAGGGCUCUCGGAGGCAGAGAAGCAGCGCCUGGACGAGCUAUUUAGCUAG
Nematocida major is the source of this 513-nucleotide messenger RNA. Its product is annotated as U3 small nucleolar RNA-associated protein 23. NCBI's taxonomy places the organism in Eukaryota, Fungi, Microsporidia. The record is from RefSeq and is a predicted model, not a curated record. Gene Ontology annotation, molecular function: small ribosomal subunit rRNA binding. Gene Ontology annotation, cellular component: small-subunit processome; nucleolus. The coding region runs from base 1 to 513 and encodes 170 amino acids. The transcript has a single exon.